Molecule: messenger RNA, 4553 nt
Organism: Engraulis encrasicolus (European anchovy)
Lineage: Eukaryota; Metazoa; Chordata; Actinopteri; Clupeiformes; Engraulidae
Product: hypoxia-inducible factor 1-alpha-like
Exons: 16
Coding region: 290-2761 (823 amino acids)
Biological process (GO): cellular response to hypoxia; regulation of transcription by RNA polymerase II
Cellular component (GO): cytoplasm; transcription regulator complex; nucleus
Molecular function (GO): protein dimerization activity; DNA-binding transcription factor activity, RNA polymerase II-specific; RNA polymerase II transcription regulatory region sequence-specific DNA binding
Source: RefSeq, a predicted model, not a curated record
AGUAUACUGGCGGAAACAUUUAUUCAGCGUCACAGCGAUUAACCAUUCGCGGGGAUGUUCUGACAACAGCGGCAAUGGUGUUUUUAUUUAUGGGAUAAAAAAAACCUCGCCACACACUGAGGGAAAAACUACAGCCUGUUCUCAUUUGGUGUGGAUUUCUGGUUAUUUUGACGAUACCGACUGGACUUACGUUGCAGCCCUUUGCGCUGCGCUGACUAGCUCAAGCAACAGUUGCCUCAUACCCAGCACAGCCCCCAGAGUCCAGCAGCACAGAAGAGUGGACAAAGCGAUGGCCACCGGUGUGACACCCCCAAAGAAGAGGGUGAGCUCGGAGCGCCGCAAGGAGAAGUCUCGAGACGCAGCACGCUGUAGGCGGGGCAAGGAGUCGGAGGUCUUCUACGAGCUGGCCAAUGAGCUUCCUCUUCCUCACAGUGUCUCGUCCAACCUGGACAAAGCCUCCGUCAUGAGGCUCACCAUCAGCUACCUGAGACUCAGGAGGCUACUCAACCCUGCGGUGAAAGUGGAGCAGGAGACUGACCUGGAUGUGCAGAUGAACAGUGCGUUCCUGAAGGCCCUGGACGGCUUCUUCAUGGUGCUGUCUGAGGACGGGGACAUGGUCUACGUGUCCGAUAAUGUCAACAAGUGUCUGGGCCUGCCCCAGAUGGACCUGACUGGCCACAGCAUCUUUGACUUCGCACACCCCUGUGAUCACGACGAGAUCAGAGAGAUGCUGGUCCACAAAACAGCUUCGUCUAAGAAGGCGCGGGAGCAGGACUCAGACAGGAGUUUCCUGCUGAGGAUGAAAUGCACCCUGACCAGCAGGGGGCGCACUGUCAACAUCAAGUCGGCCACAUGGAAGGUGCUGCGCUGUUCGGGCCAGGUGCGCAUGUGUGAGAUGGCACUGCCAAGUCUGGGUGGCGAGGAUGGCAGUGUGAGUGUGAAUGGUGGCUGUGACCUCAUGGAUGGUGUUGUGAAUGGCGGCGGCGGUGACCUUUUGAGCGGCAUUGUGAACGGCUGUGGGACUGCUCCUGGCAAGCCCUCGUCCCCCCUGGUGCCCUCCCUGCUGCUCAUCUGCCAGCCCAUCCCCCACCCCGCCAACCUGGAGGUGCCGCUCGACUCACGCACUUUCCUCAGCCGACACACGCUGGACAUGAGGUUCACCUACUGUGACGAACGGGUUACUGAGUUGUUGGGGUAUGAACCAGAUGACUUCCUGAACCGCUCGGUGUACGAGUACUACCACGCCCUGGACUCAGACCACCUCACCAAGACACACCACAGCUUGUUUGCUAAAGGCCAGGUGUGUACAGGGCAGUACCGUAUGCUGGCCAAGAGGGGGGGAUUCGUCUGGGUGGAGACCCAGGCUACCGUCAUCUACAACAACAAGAACUCACAACCACAGUGUGUGGUCUGUGUCAACUAUGUGCUCAGUGGUGUGGAGCAGCAGGAGCUGGUGAUGUCCCUGGAGCAGACUUGUGUGCCGCGCGUGAAGCAGGAGAGUCCAGAGGAGACCAGCUGCCUUGCCCUACACUGCCCCCUUCAGGCGGCCAUCAAGAAGGAGCGGCAGCAGUUCCAACAGUCACAGCAGCAACCUCCUCUUCUCCUCCUGGAGGACAAGAAGCAGCUGAGACUGGAGGUGGAGGAGAGAGAGGAGACUAAGAAAGAGGAGGAGGAGGAGAUGGUGGUGACCAUGAUGAAGGUGGAGACUCCAUCGGUGCAGGUGUUGAGGGAGGAGCCAGAGAUGUUGUCGCUGCUGUCUAAUUCACCUAUCACAGGAGACGCUGUCCUCUCGCUGGACCUCCACACAGACUCAGACAUCACGGUCCUGAAGGACGUGCAGCUCUUCAAUGACGUCAUGCUGCCCUCCUCCGCCAGUCUGCUGGCCUCGUCUGACAUCACGCAGACCGCCUUCCCAUCAUCCUCCACCUCAGACUCCUCCUCCAGCGCAGAGAGCUCCACUGGGCCGUGUAGCCCUCUGGAGCUGUCGAACCUGAGCAGCGACUUCAAGACCGACCUGGUAGAGCGCCUCUUCUCCAUGGAGAUGGACCCAGACGGACCCUUCCCCACACAGUCAACAGAUGGGCUGGACCUGGAGAUGCUGGCCCCGUACAUCCCCAUGGACGAUGAUUUCCAGCUGCGCACCCUCUCCCCCACCGACUCACUCACGCUCAGCCCCCUCAAACUCCAGUCCCAGGCUCCCACGCCCUCUCCCUGCCAUCAGGCCUCCUCCUCUUCCUCCUCCUCCUCUAACUCCAGCCGCAGUGUGACGCCGCUGGCCGCGCUGGUUAACCAGAUGGAGGCCCACAAGCCCCUGUCCCCACCAGCACCAGCACCAGCACCACAGCUCCUCCACAGACCGCCCCCUCUGGCCAUGGAGGGUACUGCAGAGCAAACCAGCCUCAGGAGCACCAGCGACAUGCCAAAUGCCACUGGCAGCAGCGUCCCAUUAAAGAGAAAAAUGGAGACUGUCACAACACUCUCGCAGGCCGUCGGACUGGUGGUGUUAGAUGUGGACCAGCCAGGCAGAAAGAUCCAGAGGCUUCAGCUGGCUGGAGCGGAGGGUCUCUCCAACACCACCAUACUACUGCUGCCUUCCGACUUGGCCAGCAAGUUGCUGGCUCGUUCUACUAGUGGCGCGACCACUCUUGGGUCCCUUCCUCAGUUGACCCGUGACGACUGUGAGGUCAACGCCCCGGUAACCGCCCGGCAACACCUACUCCAAGGGGAGGAGCUUCUGCGGGCCCUGGACCAACUCAUCUAAAGAGAAAAAAACAAACAAACAAACAAGCAAACGGAUAGGCCACGCCUUCUCAAGGAUGACGACAUCGCGUUGAUGGAAACAUUGACGAAACGUCAAGGGAGCGUUGAAGGGACAUCAAUGUCGAGAUUAAAGUCCCCCCUUGUUUCUGUUCUCCGAGGAUACUCUUUUGUCACAGUGCACUUUCAUUAUAUAAACGUCGCCCCUCAACUCUCCAAGCAACUGCCACAUUACUACCCUCCGGUAGGAAAGAGGGAUUAGAGUAGAGGAGAGGAGAGGCGAGGAGGAGAGGAGAGGAGAGGAGAGGAGAGGCGAGGAGGAGAGGAGAGGAGAGCUAGAGGAGACACAUUGAUUGGUUCAGAGUGACUGCUGCCCCCAGCCACCCACUGCCCCCCUUCCUCCAAUUUUGUUUUCAUUUUGUUUGUAUUGUGUCUAUUGGUGAUUCUGGUCCAGGUCCAUUGACAGGACGUGUAGCAUGUAUUGUACAACAUACGGAUACUUACGUGCUAUUUCCUGUAUCCGUGGUUGCUGAUAUAACUAUGACCUCAGCGUCAGCUCUGUUUUGUCACUUGCUGUCGGUCACCCUUUAAGCAAUGUGUGCUGCAUCGCAAACGAAAGAAAAAAACUUUUCUGCUGAGACGCAACAAUUUAUUACCUACGUACAUUCUUGACAUGGACGUACGUACACUACGUCUGUGUGUCAGUGUGUGUGUAUUGUGUGUUCGCUGGUGUCAUUCGCACACAUUUCGAGUGUAGUGUGUGUGUGUGUGUGUGUGUGUGUGUGUGUGUGUGUGUGUGUGUGUGUGUGUGUGUGUGUGUGUGUGUGUGUGUGUGCAAGAGAGGGGAAAAACAAAGAGAAGGACAGUGUCUAUGUGUAUGUGUGUGUAUGAGACAGAGUUGGGUGUGUGUAUGCACGUGCAUAUACACUGUAUGUGUUUCUGUGUCGAUGGAGUCUGUACGCACACAGUCUUCGAUUUAAAUGGUCUGUCACACGCACACGUUGACCUCCGAAUGCUUUACUCUAACAGCCACGACCAUAGGCGCACAACUGUACAUACAAAAAUAUAUUAUAAAUAUAUUGUUUUUUCUCCAAAAAGGGAAGAUUUGAAAACCAGCAGCUCAUGUAAGACAUUCAUCAUGUUUGUUUUUUGUUAAGUCCACUGAACUAAGAGUGUCACCACCGUGUGUUUCCUCUGAAUUUUUGCUGACUCGCUAAUCAUAGUUGCCUAAUCGUAGAGCUGUGUUACAGUGUCCUAAGUGUGCUAUAAAAUGGGCUUAAAAACAUACAUAGGCUGCUUCUGUCUGUCGUUACUUCACCGCUGUCUUUGCACUUCAGUAGAUGUUACAGGAAUAUUAUGCCAAUCUAGAUGACAUAACUUCUGUAAAAGGUGUAUUCAAAUAGAGUAAUGAAGCACCCUGUGGUUAGAACCAUAUGUCUGCAUUUAUUUUUUUUCUUUUAUUUUUUAGUUUGCACAGGCUGGGCUGUGAGCUUUUUAAAUGUGUAAAUGUGAAAUGAUUAAAUGUAGCCAACAUGUGCUGUACAAUCAUGUAUUCCUCCAAACAUGGUGCAUGUUUGCGUCAUGCAGAUGUUUAUGUUUUACGCAUCAACUGGCCAUGGAACAUGGGACGCCUGGCGGGAAAGCGGUUGUUGUUUUACCGUUUUUUUGGCCCAUAAGUCUUUGUAGUCUUUGUGUAGAAACCAUAAAUGACUCAUUUACAUUGUUGGACGCAGCGAGUGUUUUAUGCUCUGUUCUGUUCCUGUCCAAGUGUUGUCAAAAAUAAAUAAAUAGCUGUC